Messenger RNA from Ipomoea triloba (trilobed morning glory), 670 nucleotides. Its product is annotated as signal recognition particle 9 kDa protein-like. Gene Ontology annotation, cellular component: signal recognition particle, endoplasmic reticulum targeting. The coding region runs from base 139 to 450 and encodes 103 amino acids. The record is from RefSeq and is a predicted model, not a curated record. Lineage: Eukaryota; Viridiplantae; Streptophyta; Magnoliopsida; Solanales; Convolvulaceae. The transcript is spliced from 4 exons. Gene Ontology annotation, biological process: SRP-dependent cotranslational protein targeting to membrane; negative regulation of translational elongation. Gene Ontology annotation, molecular function: 7S RNA binding.
AAAAGUAUAAAACCCAGAAAAUGAAAGGGACAGAAAUCCGAAAUCUCACUUGUCCAUCACUUCGUAACAUCGGCGACGAUAUCUGGGAAUUCCCUAUUUCUCAUACUCUAGCGUGCCGUGCAGAUCGGAAUCUGCAAAAUGGUUUACAUCACAUCGUGGGAUGAUUUCGUUGAAAAAUCUGUUCAGCUAUUUCGCGCUGAUCCUGAAAAGACUCGGUAUGUAAUGAAAUACAGGCAUUCCGAUGGUAAAUUGGUUCUCAAAGUCACCGACGAUAAAGAGUGUAUAAAGUUCAAAACUGACCAAGCUCAAGAUGCCAAGAAAAUGGAAAAGCUUAACAAUAUAUUUUUCACCCUAAUGGCUCGUGGAGCUGAUGCGGAUAUAUCAGAUGUGGGUGGAAAAGACAAUCAAGAGUCCCAGCCAGCCAAGAGAGGGAGGGGACGGAAACAAUAGACGAUAGUCAAAAAUGAUUUUCAUUUUGUCAGGUAUACGAUAGUGAUGGGUAUUUUUUUUUCACCACCUACAUUAUUUUUAUUGCAGACUCCAGUUUUCCCCCUUUUUGACUGCAAACUGAAUUUUUUGUGGAAUGUGAUUAUGUGAAUUUAUUCUAGAUCGUUGAGACUUCUGUUUGAAGUUAUUGUUAAUGUUGAACAAUUUAGGCGUUAAAACAGGA